AUGUCUGACUUCAGCGGAAUGUCCAAGGACGAUCUGGAGAUUGUGUAUCAGGUGAAAGGUUGUGGAUAUCCCUUUCAACGUGUUCAGAAGCAUCAUGAGGGCAGCACUCUUAACCCACACACAGGUAAGGCAGGUGAGAGGCCACUGAUAUGCUCUGACUGUGGGAAAUGUUUUACAUACAAAUCACAUCUUGUUAUACAUCAGAGAAGGCACACAGGUGAGAGGCCAUUUUCUUGCUCUGAGUGCGGGAAAUGUUUUACAUACAAAUCACAACUUGUUAAACAUCAGCGAAGUCACACAGGUGAGAAUCUAUUUCCAUGUUCUGAGUGUGGGAAAUGUUUUACAUACGAAUCACGUCUUGUAAUACAUAAGAGAAUACAUACAGGUGAGAAACCAUAUUCCUGUUCUGAGUGUGGGAAAUGUUUUACAUACAAAACAACUCUUGAUGCUCAUAAGAGAAGUCACACAGGUACAUCACCUUUUCCAUGUUCUGAGUGUGGGAAAUAUUUUGCUCAGAAAUCACAACUUGCUAGACAUCAGAGAAGUCACACAGGUGAGAGGCCAUUUCCAUGUGCAGACUGUGGAAAAUGUUUUUCACGGAAAUCACACCUUGUUACACAUCGGCAAAGUCACACAGGUGAGAAGCCAUUUCCAUGUCCUGAGUGUGGGAAAUGGUUUGCACAGAAAUCAGGUCUUGUUAGACAUCAGAUAAGUCACACAGGUGAGAAGCCAUUUCCAUGUCCUGAGUGUAGGAAAUGGUUUGCACGGAAAUAA
Messenger RNA from Pseudophryne corroboree (corroboree frog), 774 nucleotides. Its product is annotated as gastrula zinc finger protein XlCGF17.1-like. Gene Ontology annotation, cellular component: transcription regulator complex; PcG protein complex; chromatin. Gene Ontology annotation, biological process: regulation of transcription by RNA polymerase II. Bases 1 to 774 code for a protein of 257 amino acids. Gene Ontology annotation, molecular function: DNA-binding transcription factor activity, RNA polymerase II-specific; RNA polymerase II cis-regulatory region sequence-specific DNA binding. Lineage: Eukaryota; Metazoa; Chordata; Amphibia; Anura; Myobatrachidae. The transcript is spliced from 2 exons. The record is from RefSeq and is a predicted model, not a curated record.